This is a messenger RNA of Yarrowia lipolytica CLIB122, 1221 nucleotides long. RefSeq lists its product as uncharacterized. Lineage: Eukaryota; Fungi; Ascomycota; Dipodascomycetes; Dipodascales. Gene Ontology annotation, cellular component: fungal-type vacuole membrane; plasma membrane; high-affinity iron permease complex. Gene Ontology annotation, biological process: iron ion transmembrane transport. The record is from RefSeq and is a predicted model, not a curated record. Gene Ontology annotation, molecular function: ferrous iron transmembrane transporter activity.
AUGGUCAACUACGCGGACUUUUUCGAGAAUUAUUUCUCGGUUCAGGUCUUCUUCAUCAUCUUCCGAGAGACCAUUGAGACGGCGAUUAUCAUCUCCGUGCUUCUGGCGUUCCUCAACCAGGGUCUGGGCGAUAAUGUGUCCCAGAAGGACUUGCAAGUGUAUCGACGGCUUGUUACCCAGGUAUGGCUGGGUGGAAUCUUCGGUCUGCUCAUCUGUCUGGCCGUGGGAGGUGCGUUCAUUGCCACCUUUUACAUCUACGGACACGAUCUGUGGGGCAUGACUGAGAACGUGUGGGAGGGCGUCUUCUCCAUUGUCUCGUCCAUCAUUAUCACCAUCAUGGGAGCCGCCAUGCUGCGAAUCAACAAGAUGCGAGAAAAGUGGCGACACAAGAUUGCCAAGAUUCUGGUCGAGACCCACGAGGGCCACGGCGGCUGGGGCCUCAAGUACCUGUCUCGAAAGUACGCUCUGGCCAUCCUACCGUUUGUGACCACCCUUCGAGAGGGAAUGGAGGCCGUGGUUUUCCUCGGCGGUAUCGGUGUCAACCAGCCUUUCUCUGCUUUCCCCCUUCCCGUCAUCACCGCCAUUGCCCUUGGUGCUUUCAUUGGUUACGCCAUGUACAAGUAUGGCAACGCCAUCUCCAUCAACUACUUCCUCAUUGGCUCCACGUGCUUCCUGUACCUGGUGGCCGCCGGUCUUUUCUCCCGUGGAGUGUGGUUCCUGGAGCUGCAGCAGUUCGUUAACAGAGUUGGUAUGGACGUAUCUGAGACCGGCUCUGGACCCGGCUCCUACGACAUCACCAAGUCCGUGUGGCACGUCAACUGCUGCAACGGUCAGACCGAUGGAGGAUGGAUGAUUGCCAACGCGCUGUUUGGAUGGACCAACUCGGCCACCUACGGCUCUGUCAUCUCCUACAACUUUUACUGGAUCUUCAUCAUUGUGGCCGUCUACGUGUCUUUGGUCAAGGAGAAGACUGGCUACAACCCCCUGUACCCUCGAGCGUGGCAGUCCAAGAAGUUUACUCGACUUCCUCAGAACGACGACGAGGACCGACUCUUCCAGCGAGCCUCGGCUGUUUACUCCGCUGAUAUGAACGUUGAGGGCCAGGGCACUAACAAGAGCUCCCAGUACGGCACCAACAGCAUGCCCAACUCGGCCAACACCGCGGCCGAGAACCGAGAGUCUGUGGACUCUGACGCUCCUCUUCUUGCCAGCACUUCUUAA